AUGGGGUUCCCGUUCCCUCUGCUUGUGCGGUACAUUAACCGCUGCGGCGCGCUGGCGUACUUGGGCCUGCAGUUGGGUGGAAUUUUAACUCUUUUCUGCGGCAUCUCGCUGAUUGUGGGAUGCACAGUGGCCAUCGCCCGCAUCGCCCUGCCGUUGCUGGCGACACCGGGGACUCCGUACUUUCUGCUUCUCUGGCUCACGUGUAGUGUGCUGUCGUUUGCUAUUUUGUUCAAUUACGUGGCUGCGGCGUCGUUUCGGGGCCCCGUUGUGGAUGCGGAUGAGACGCGGCGGCUGGCAGUUGAGGGAGAGUCGCUGCCGCUGCAGCAGCGCCGUCGCUUGUUGGAUGCACCUGCACGUCACUGUGGGAAGUGCCGCCGCUUCAAAGCCCCACGUGAGCACCACUGCCGAAUGUGCAACCGAUGCGUGACGAAGAUGGACCACCACUGCCCCUGGAUCAACAACUGCGUCGACGCCGAAAAUCACCGCUACUUUUUUCUGCUUCUCGUAUACUUGUUUGUGUCCACAGGCGUUGCCGUCCUCGUGCUCUCCGUUGCGUACGCGCGGAUACUUUGGCUUGAGGCGCCGUUAUUAGGCAUAUAUGGGCCUUGCAUCAAUCGCCUGCUAACUUUUCCCAUGUUUUUCACGUGGGUCUUGUGUGUCACAAUAUUUUUUUGCAUGUUUUUUUUCGUUGGCUGGACACUGUUUCACAUUCUGAGAAACGAAACGCAGAUUGAGCGGUUUGUUGUGGGGGAGAAGGAGCGGCAGUCGCGAAACACGAUGGUGCCGUUCCGCAACCCGUAUGACCUUGGCCGCUGGCGCAAUGUGUUGAUGCUCUUAGAGACGAGCGAUGAUCCGGUGCUCCCACGGGCCCGGAGCGGGGGCACCGUGGCGAAGGUGGCGCUGCUGCUGUGGCUUGCACUCCCAACGCUUCGCCCCUCUAGCUGCGACGGCGUCCACUACCCCGCAUUUGACGAGGAGCUGCUCUUGCCGGUGUAG
Messenger RNA from Trypanosoma conorhini, 996 nucleotides. RefSeq names its product zinc finger domain-like protein. The coding region runs from base 1 to 996 and encodes 331 amino acids. Gene Ontology annotation, molecular function: palmitoyltransferase activity. The transcript has a single exon. NCBI's taxonomy places the organism in Eukaryota, Euglenozoa, Kinetoplastea, Trypanosomatida, Trypanosomatidae. The record is from RefSeq and is a predicted model, not a curated record.